UCCUGUCCAGAAAUUCCAGCAUGUUGAGCAAAUGCGGACGACAGCUGUUGCGUGCGAGCUCCGCCUGGCGGCUGCGUUGCUGGCGGCAACUGGGAGGCGUUCGCAUGCCUCAGGAGUGUCCCGUCGAGAUGACGCACACCUCGCUCGUGAUUGAGGCCGAGGCGCGACGCUUCAUACACGACUGCCUGCGUCGGGUGGGCGUGCCUUUCGAGAAGCUGCGUUCCAUUAGCGACUUUCUGCUCGCGGCGGAUUACCGAGGUGUGCACGGCUCGGGCAUCAAUCGGCUCGAAAUGUACCUGAGGGAUCUGCAACAGGGCUAUGUGGACAUCACGGCGGAGCCGGAGAUAAUCAGCGAAACGGCGGCCACAGCGCAUGUGGAUGGCAACUGCGCCAUGGGCGUCUUUGUGGGCAACUAUUGCAUGGAUCUGGCCGUGGAGAAGGCGCGCAAAUUGGGCAUCGGUUUCGUGGUGGCCAAGCGUUCGCAUCACAUCGGCAUGGCCGCUUGGUAUGCGUUCCGGGCCAUGGCCAAGGGCUAUAUUGGCCUUGUUUUGUCGAAUGCGGCGCCCAUGUUGAUGGCGCCGGGCGCCCAGGUCGCCAGCCUGGGUGCCAAUUGCCUGGCCUUUGGCGCAGAUGCAACCCAUUCACAUUUCAUGCUGGACAUGGCCGUCACGAUGAAGGAGAUUGGCGCUGUGGAGUGGGCGUACAUAAAGAACGAGUUGAUACCGAACACUUGGGCGGCGGAUGAGUCCGGGCUGCCCACCUGCUUCCCUAGCCUGGCGCUGCGCGCCCAGCGCCUGUAUCCGGUGGGCGGGCACAAGGGAUACUGCCUGGCGGCCAUGAUUGAUGUGCUGUGCGGCGUUAUGUCCGGCGCUAACUAUGCGACGCGUGUGCCUCGCUGGUGGUCGGAGUCCCAGAUCGGCUGCAAUCCCAAUCUAGGCCUCGUCAUGCUCGCCCUGGAUCCGUGCGUGUUUGUGCCGGACUUUCACGAACGUCUCGACGACUUUCGACGCUGCAUCGAGACCUCCAGCCCCCUGGAUGAGGCCAAGCCCAUCCGUAUGGCCGGCCAGCCGGAGAAGCAGCACAUGUACUACGUGGACGACCUCGGUGCGCUGCCCUUCCCCAACGUUCUGCUGGCCAAGUUCAAACGGAUCGCGGAUCUCCUGUGCGUCAAGCCGAUGGAGUUAGCCUUCGUCUCCAGCAACACACAAUAUCGCUGCAUGUAGAUGGCGCUUUACAAUUGCAUGUAAAAAGACUGGCGCCAGGUGGCGCAGCUUGUGGCAAGCUUUGGUUGCACGCCCAGGUGGCGCCACAACGUAUUCGCCCCCAAAUUCACAGCGUCAUCUAUUGAGUUUAUUUUUGAUAAUGCACCAAAGGACAAUAAUGGGUGUAGUAAAUACGUGUAACAGUUGUAUAAAGGCGGCGCCACAAAGAAUUCGCCCCAAAUUCACAGCCUCAUCUAUAGAGUUUAUCUUGUUAUGCAACCAAAGGACAAUAAUGGGAGUAGCGUAAAUACGUGUAACAAUUGUAUAAAGGGAUUUAAGAAAACGUGUCUGGAUUCAAUAAUAGGUACAACUUGUGUUUAGGAUAACUCGUUAACGGAUGGCGCUGUUAAAUAUUACCACCAAGUGUUGACAAAUUCCUGAAUAGAAAUAACAAGCAUUUAAACAACACUGCA
Messenger RNA from Drosophila virilis, 1675 nucleotides. RefSeq lists its product as uncharacterized. NCBI's taxonomy places the organism in Eukaryota, Metazoa, Arthropoda, Insecta, Diptera, Drosophilidae. Gene Ontology annotation, molecular function: oxidoreductase activity. The record is from RefSeq and is a predicted model, not a curated record.